Serendipita indica DSM 11827 is the source of this 522-nucleotide messenger RNA. Lineage: Eukaryota; Fungi; Basidiomycota; Agaricomycetes; Sebacinales; Serendipitaceae. The record is from the annotation of a GenBank genome assembly.
AUGCAUAUACCAAAACCCUUCAAGAACCCGGCAUAUACGAAGAAUAGCACUCGCAGGACGCAGACAUUGAAGACGCUUCUGUCCCGCGAGAAAGAACGAGACAAGGCUGUCCGCGCCGAGUUGUCAAGACGGCGAACAGGAGUUGAUACGAUAGAAGAAGGGGCGGAUGCCAAGAUGGAAGAUGGCCAAAAGCAGGCCUACGACGGCGAGGACAGGAUGGACCUGGAUCCCGCCGUCAAGCGACCGGUCAUUCCCGAGUUUACUCUCGAUGAAGUGGACAUUUCCGAAGGUAUUAUGGACCCGGAUGACAUCCCAUCUUACUUCUCCAUCGAAGCACCACCGUCGUUUAUCCCAAUGAAGCGUUAUUGCGACAUUACUGGUUUAGAGGGCCCUUACAAGGAUCCAAAGACGGGAUUACGCUAUCAUGAUCUUGGGGUCUACAACUAUAUUCAGGGCUUGAACCCCGCGACGAUUCAGGCUCAUCUCUCGAUUCGUGGUUCCUCUGGAACUGUUAUCAAGUAA